AUGGUAUGGGAGCGGUUGGUCAACGCGGUACAGAUUCUAUCCACCCGCCAGGUGAGCAAGGGUAAGGUGAUCACGCGAUCCGGGGCCAUGCGGGCACCGUGGGUGGAGGAAGAGGAGGAAGAGGAGGAGGAGGAGGAGGAGGAGGAGGAGGAGGAGGAGGAGGAGGAGGAGGAGGAGGAGGAGAAAGAGAGAGAUACCAUGUCGAUUGAUUCGUUGUCCGUGGACAGCAACGAACCCGAUUUUUUCAAUGAUAGGAGUGACGGGAUAGAGAAGACAAUGAAGAAGACGGCUAUAGAGAGAACGGUUGAUAUAGAUGCCAUAUUUGAUAUUAAACACCCCCUGGAGAAUAAGGAGGAAGCCAGCAAUAUCACCAUACCGCCAUUAAGCCCUGUAGAGCGGGCGUAUUUGGAUUUUUAUAUCAAAUUAUUGAAUCAAUACAUCACCCAAUAG
Molecule: messenger RNA, 450 nt
Organism: Talaromyces rugulosus
Lineage: Eukaryota; Fungi; Ascomycota; Eurotiomycetes; Eurotiales; Trichocomaceae
Exons: 1
Coding region: 1-450 (149 amino acids)
Source: RefSeq, a predicted model, not a curated record